AUGCCCACUUUACCAACCUUGCUAUUCAUCCCGGGCUCCUGGCAUAAGCCUUCGUGCUACGACAAGAUUACUCGGAUUCUACAGGAGAAGCACGGUUUGAGAUGCAUCUCUGUUACCCUCCCAUCGACGACUGGGGACCCGGCUGCGACUUUUGGAGACGACGUCGAUGCUGCACGCCAGGCGCUAUCCCGUGAGACUGCAAAAGGGCGCAAUGUGGUGGUCAUUGCUCAUUCCUAUGGCGGCAUGGUCGGCAACAGCGUUAUCAAGGGGUUCGCGCCGCCAAGGGACGCUGCCAAGGGCAGCUCCGCCCCAACAACAUCCUCGACCAGUGCCGACCACAGGGACACCCUAUCGGAAGGCCAUAUCAUUGGGCUCGUUCUCAUAGCCUCCGGCUUCACCCUGACUGGGCUUGCUUUCAUGGACCCGUUCUUCGGGCGUCCACCGCCCGGAUGGCGCGUCAACAGCACGACGGGAUACGCCGAGCUCGUCGCCGAUCCCCGCGAGUUCUUCUACCACGACCUCCCCCCGGAAGAAGCAGAGUUCUGGACCUCUCAGCUCACGACGCAAAGCCUCAAAGCCCUGUUCGAAGGGGGCGAGCACGCGUACGCCGGAUGGCAGGAUGUGCCUGUCUGGUAUAUCGGCACCGUCCAAGAUCGGGGAUUGCCGGUGGUGGCGCAAAGGAUGACAGUUGGCAUGGCAAGAGAGAUGGGCGCCAAGGUGGAACACAGAGAGCUCCAGACCAGCCAUUCGCCGUUCUUGAGUCAACCGGAGAACACGGCCAGUAUUGUGAUGGAGGCUGUGGAGGCAUUUGCAGGGACGUCGAUCGAUGCCAAGCCAAAGAGGGGAGUGAGGGCUGAUGAGAGGCUCCCAGUGCCUAGACUAUGGCAGCCUCUGACAUGGGUUCGUUUCGGUCUACCCUUGAUAUUCGGCCGCAUACUUGGGAGAUCGUUUCUUGUUUUUGACUGGGGACGGAGGCUGUUCAGGUCCAAGUAG
Messenger RNA from Colletotrichum higginsianum IMI 349063, 993 nucleotides. RefSeq names its product FAD binding domain-containing protein. The transcript has a single exon. The record is from RefSeq and is a predicted model, not a curated record. Lineage: Eukaryota; Fungi; Ascomycota; Sordariomycetes; Glomerellales; Glomerellaceae. The coding region runs from base 1 to 993 and encodes 330 amino acids.